Messenger RNA from Plasmodium knowlesi strain H, 549 nucleotides. RefSeq names its product YGGT family protein, putative. Bases 1 to 549 code for a protein of 182 amino acids. Gene Ontology annotation, cellular component: membrane. The transcript has 5 exons. Lineage: Eukaryota; Apicomplexa; Aconoidasida; Haemosporida; Plasmodiidae. The record is from RefSeq and is a predicted model, not a curated record.
AUGAAAGUGAAGAUCGUACUGAUGUUGUUUCUGUUUUAUGUGGCAAAUGCAAAUGUACUUAGCAAGAAUUCCAACAUUUUCAAGUUUAAAGCUUUUAUUAUUCCCUCACAAAAUAUCCGAUACAAAAUUUUAAACCUACAAAACAGAAGCAUUAAAAAGAUUAAAGAAAUCCAAAAGAGCUUCAAAACUAACAUUUUUGUGAGCAAACAAAUCAAGGAUUUCUCUAAAAGAGUAGAUGCUUUCAAGUUGCACCUAAUAAGCAGCCCUACCCUGUCCAUAGCUAUUAAAUAUUUUAAAGAUAAUGUAAAAAUCUUGAAGUUGUCCGCUUUGCACUUCGUGAGAAUAUACAAAUUUAUAAUUUACAUCAGAUGCCUGCUAGAGUGGUUGCCCCAAAUCAACCCCCACCUCAACCCCUUUUCGUACAUUUUCACCUACACGAAUAGCUACGUCCAGUUUUUCCAUAAAUACGUUCCAAACGUUUUUGGAAUAGACCUGAGUGGUGUCUUUUCCUGGCUCUUUCUCGAAAUGAUUGAGAGUUAUUUGUCUUAG